AUGGUUAAGAUAGGGAAAAAAUUAAAAGGCUUUAAUGAGGGUAUACCUAAAUUAAACACAAAUAUAAAUGAUAAGAUAAUAAAAGAGAAAGAAGAAAAUGAUUCAGAAGAAAGAGAAAGACAACGUGAAAAAUAUAAAAAUGAAAAAGAGCAUGAACUAAACGAAAUGAUAUUUGAGCAUGACGAUCAACAAAACAUACAUGAACAAUAUCGCAAAUUGUAUUUAGAAAAUAUAAAAGAUUCCAAAAUAUAUAUACAUGAUGAUUUACAAUAUUAUUUAGAAAAAAAUAAUAUUCCAACAUUGUUAGUAUUACUUCUAUAUAGAAUAUUAAUAGAGAAACCUGAAAAUAUCAUAAAAUUUAUAAUUGAUCAAAUAUAUGUUUUUCUUUUUACAAAAACUGAAACAAACAAAAAAAAACAUGCUUUAUUAAAACCUUUGGAAUGCACAUUUCAACAAUCGUGUGAAGAAAAGGAAAAAAAAACAAAAAAGGAACAAGAUGAAAAUAAUAUGAUAAAUUCGUUGGAUGGAGAUAUGAAUCCUUCAUUCCAUGAAUCAAUAAAUGAUGCACUUCAAAAAAAUAACAAUUUAAUAGAAUCCAUAAAUUAUGAAUCCUUCAUAAAACAACAUUUUUUUGGUCUCGAUAAUAUAUUAGAGAUGGUCGAUUUUCUUAAAAUAGAAAAUACAGAAGAAAUUUAUUAUAAUAAUCUUAUACAUAUUAUUAAAAAUUUCCAAAAUCCUAUAAAUAAUCAAAUAUUACAAAGAGAAAAUGUGUCAUAUGGACAAACUAUAUCUUUAAAUAAGGCAUUAUGUUUAUCUGAAACAAUAUACAACAAUUAUUUUUAUAAUUAA
Molecule: messenger RNA, 849 nt
Organism: Plasmodium falciparum 3D7
Lineage: Eukaryota; Apicomplexa; Aconoidasida; Haemosporida; Plasmodiidae
Exons: 1
Coding region: 1-849 (282 amino acids)
Source: RefSeq, a predicted model, not a curated record